Molecule: messenger RNA, 1432 nt
Organism: Vigna radiata var. radiata (mung bean)
Lineage: Eukaryota; Viridiplantae; Streptophyta; Magnoliopsida; Fabales; Fabaceae
Exons: 3
Coding region: 106-864 (252 amino acids)
Source: RefSeq, a predicted model, not a curated record
GAUUCAGAUCCAUCCAUGGCCACUGAAUGAAAGACUGUUACUUUUUACUUUCAUCCUUUUUGUUUGUUCCAAAUUCCUCGUACCAGAGCAAGUGUUGUUGGCGGCAUGGAGAAGGAGCAGCUUGAUUUUGUUCUGGUGCCGUUGGGUCUGUUGGUGUUCCUCAUGUACCAUAUCUGGCUUGUCUAUUCCAUCGUUCACAACCCUCUUCGAACUGUUAUUGGCCUUAAUGCUGAGUCUCGUCAUCAGUGGGUUCUUGCCAUGAUGAGUGAACCGAUGAAGAAUGGGGUUCUGGCAGUGCAAACUAUUCGCAACAAUAUCAUGGCAUCUACUCUUCUAUCUACAACAGCCAUCACACUCAGUUCACUUAUUGGCAUUUUUGCGAGCAGUACCUGGAGUAAUGACGAGCCUAUCAUACCUUUCGGUGAUAGUUCAAUCAAACAUAUUUCUGUCACCAUUUGCUUCCUCAUUGCAUUCUUAUGCAAUGUGCAGUCCAUAAGAUACUAUUGCCAUGUCAGUUUCUUGAUCACUGCACCAACACUCAGAGACAAAAGGGAGUAUAUGGAAUACAUUGCCGUGACUUUGAAUCGUGGGAGUCAUGCUUGGUCUAUUGGACUUCGAGCAUUUUACCUGUCAUUUGCAUUCUUCCUCUGGAUUUAUGGGCCAAUACCCAUGUUUGCAUGCUGCUGCUUGACGUCACUUGUUUUGUUCUUCUUGGAUACAACAGCAAAAAUCACGCGGAAUCUUCAUAGUAACUCAUUCAGGAAAGAUAGGGGAACCAAUGAUGUAGAGUCUGUUGUGGAACCUGAUUAUCAUCCUUUGCCUGCUAACAAUUUGUAUCAAAACUCAGACGUCAAUCAUGUAUGAUCAUGUAUGAGCAAUUAUAAAUGUAACAAAUUUGUACUUUCCAAUUGAGAAGUAUGAACAUGUUCCGGGGGUGUUAUAGAAGGAUUCAAUGAGAGUACUAGGUAGUCAUUUUUAUAUACUGGUAUGUUAGUUGCAUUUCACUUCAUUGGGAUGAACUUACUUACAAUCGUCCCAAUCAUUUUUGCUGUACCAUUCAAUCUCUCACUCUUCAUUGGUAUGUUAGUUACAUUUCUGCAUGUUUGGAUAGCUAGACUUAUGGAAUUCGGUCAAGUUGUCGCCACAUCGACCAUAUGACAGCAAACCGUAGAAGCAGUCAUAUAUUCUUGAGUUUCCUCCCUUACCAAAUCGUAUCCUGUAAAAGAUCGAUGGAAGAUCAGAUUGAAAACCAGAGCUAAUAGAAAGAAGACCAAACAAGAAGUAAGACAACAAUUGAAGAAUAGAUGUUGAUGUCUUUUUUUUAGAAGACAAACAACUAGAACAGUCCAUCUGUUCCUGUGUUGGAAGCUUAUCUAAGAUCUGUUAAUUACUUAAUUAUAAUUUGUAAUAUUAUAUUAUGAUGAUUCAUGCA